AUGGACGCCUCUACCAAACCCACCAUCACGUUCUACGACAUCAUCCUCGAUCCGGCAGCCUACCCAAUGUCGCCGAAUCCGUGGAAGACGCGUUACGCGCUCAACUUUGCCAAGGUCCCUUACCGCACAACCUGGGUACCCCUCAACGCCGUCGCCGAGACGCGCAACUCGCUCGGGCUCCCCGCCAAUCGCAAGCACGGGGACGGCAGCGACUUCCCCACCUUACCCAUCAUCCGCGACCCGCUCGCCUCCUCGGAGGACAAAGGGGUCCUGGUGGGCGACUCGUUCGACAUCGCGCUGCACCUGCAGACAACCUACCUCUCCGGCAAGAAGCACCAACUCUUCCCCGCGGGAGGGAACGGCACGGUGGCGCUGCACCGCGUCUUCAACGCGUUCGUGGACCAGGUCUUUGGCCAGUACGGCGCUCCGCUCGGGGGGUUCUACAUGCCCCUGGACCCGCGCACCGCCGAGGCCGAUAGGAAGGCGUUCCUGGACCGCUUCCCGGGGAAGACGUGGGCGGACCUCGAGGUGCGGCCCGGGUCGGAGAUGAGGAAGACGAUGUUGGAGGAUUUCGAGACGAAUCUGGACGCCAAGCUCGGGCCCUGCUUCCCUGCCGGAGGCGGCCCCUUCCUGGACGGGCGCGAGAGCCCCGUGUACGCGGACUUUGUCGUCGGCGGCUGGCUGCAGUUCAUGAGGGGCUGUUUGCCUGAGUGGAAGGCGUUGCGGGACGAUUGGUCCGGCGGGAAAUGGGGGAGGCUGUUGGAUGCGCUCCAGGAGUGGACGGACGUGGAUGGGCGGGAGGGCGUCGUGCCGGCCAGGCGGUGA
Messenger RNA from Colletotrichum orchidophilum, 825 nucleotides. RefSeq lists its product as uncharacterized. The coding region runs from base 1 to 825 and encodes 274 amino acids. NCBI's taxonomy places the organism in Eukaryota, Fungi, Ascomycota, Sordariomycetes, Glomerellales, Glomerellaceae. The record is from RefSeq and is a predicted model, not a curated record. The transcript has 2 exons.